CGGCUCAAGUUAUUCCAUUUUGAAUCCAAUCAAAUAAAACGAAAACCCUACCCUCCCUUUCAAAAUUUAAACUCGACACUUCAGUUUAGCUCUCCCUCUCUCUCGCCAAUUUCUUUACUUUUUUCAAAAAUUCUCAAUCUAAUAUCUUUUCUAAUCUCCUAAUUUCUCUUACUAAAUCGUUUAAUUUUCUCCCUUGAUUUUUCUUUUCUUUUUUCUAAUAAUCGAGAUCUCUUUUCUUUUUUUUUUUGUAAUCAAAUGGUUGAAAUGUGCUCGGAGAGUUGCGAUCAGAUCGUUCUUGAAAAAGAUCAAACGGUGGAGAAUGAACCGAAGCCUUCUCCGAAGUCUCACAUUGAAAUUUUAGAAGAGAAUACCGAUUCCAUGGAUGAAGAUACUAUAUCCAGCAUGAACCAAGAAAUAUCUUCAGCUCAGGGGCCAACUCUUCCAAUAUUACAGAAAGUUAUUAAUUUGAGUAACAGUGUUCAGAAUUUGAAGAAAGAGCAUGAAAUUCUGUCUGAUCAAGUGAAGUCUUUUCCUGGUCACGACAUUGUAGGAACGCUUCAGCUUCUCAAUAAUGAAUAUGACCUUCUGAAGAAGAAGUACCUGGAUGAGUCAUCAGAGAGGAAGCGCCUUUACAACGAAGUUAUUGAGCUUAAAGGAAACAUCAGGGUUUUCUGCAGAUGUAGACCUCUAAACCAAGUUGAAAUUGCGAAUGGUUCCUCCUCUGUAGUUGAAUUUGACUCAUCCCAAGAUACUGAGUUACAGAUAGUUUCUUCUGAUUCGUCCAAGAAGCAAUUCAAGUUCGACCAUGUAUUUAGACCUGAGGAUGGCCAAGAUGCUGUAUUUGCACGAACUAAACCCAUAGUAACUUCUGUAUUGGAUGGUUAUAAUGUUUGCAUAUUUGCUUACGGGCAAACUGGAACUGGGAAAACAUUUACUAUGGAGGGAACACCAGAAAAUAGAGGAGUUAACUACAGGACAUUGGAGGAGUUGUUUAGAGUUGCUGGAGAGAGAGGGGGUGUAAUGAAAUAUGAACUAUUUGUCAGCAUGAUGGAGGUCUACAAUGAAAAGAUAAGGGACCUCCUAGGAGAAAGCUCCAACCAGCCUACUAAAAAGUUGGAGAUCAAGCAAGCAGCAGAAGGGACACAAGAAGUUCCAGGACUUGUUGAAGCUUGUGUUUACAGUACAGAGGAAGUGUGGGAGCUACUAAAAUCUGGAAACCGGGUCAGAUCAGUUGGAGCUACCAAUGCCAAUGAAUUAAGCAGUCGUUCUCACUGCUUGUUGCGUGUAACUGUAAGGGGAACUAAUUUGAUAAACAGCCAAAAGACUAAGAGUCACCUGUGGCUGGUAGAUUUGGCUGGCAGUGAGCGUGUUGGAAAAAUCGAAGUUGAAGGUGAAAGGUUGAAGGAAUCCCAGUUCAUAAAUAAAUCUCUCUCAGCCCUUGGUGAUGUAAUUUCCGCCCUUGCAUCCAAAACAGCCCAUGUUCCUUACAGGAACUCAAAGCUCACACACAUGCUACAGAGCUCUCUAGGAGGAGAUUGCAAGACCGUGAUGUUUGUACAGAUCAGCCCGUCUAGUGCAGACCUUGGUGAGACCCUUUGUUCAUUGAACUUUGCUAGCCGAGUUAGGGGGAUUGAAAGUGGUCCUGCCCGCAAACAGGUGGACCUUACCGAGCUUUACAAGUACAAGCAAAUGGCAGAGAAGUUAAAACAUGAUGACAAAGAAACAAAGAAGUUGCAGGACAAUGUACAGUCCUUACAGUUGAGACUUUCUGCCAGAGAACAUAUAUGCAAAAGUCUCCAAGAAAAGGUUCGUGACCUAGAAAAUCAGUUAGCAGAGGAACGGAAAACCCGAUUAAAGCAAGAAUCCAGAGCUUUUGCUGUUGCUGCUUCUACUAGACCAUCUCUUAAACAAGCGACUGAGAAUACCAAAGCGGAUAAAAAGCCGCCACUCGGUCCAUCAAAACUGAGGUUACCGUUGCGAAGAAUCACCAACUUCAUGCCCCCAGCAUCACCUAUGGCCACAAAAGGAAAGGCAACUAGAAUGUCCAUGGUAACAGCACCACCAUCAGAUGACAAAGAAAACAACUCCGAAACCGUGAUGGCACCACCAACAAACACGAAAAACCUUUUGAAACCGAGACGUACUUCCAUUGCUGUCAAACCUCCGGUCAAGACACAAGCUUUUCAGCCUAAAAGGCGAGUAUCCAUCGCUACCCUCCGUCCAGAUGCCCACAUGACAACAACACCACUCCGUCGGUCUGCUUCCGGUUUCAACAAUGUUGGUACAAUGGAGAGACCGUCAUUGGCGCCUGAUCCCAGGAAAGCAAGGUAUUCUAGAUUGUUUUCUCCAUUGCCAGAGUUUAGUAACCCAUCAGAGACAUCACCUGCAGCCAUGAGAAGCAGUAGCAAAUUCAUGGGGAGCCCUCCAGCCGCGCAAGCGGGUUCAUUGAAGCCAAGACAUACGACCGUUGUUGCUUUACAACGGAAAUCGUUGGUGUGGAGUCCCCUAAAGUUAAAAGGUAUGCAAAGUAGUUACCGGAAGUCGUCGUUUUUGCCUUUACGACAUUCUUCCGAUAAGGAAUGAAGGUUUGAAUUCGACUCACUGUUGCUACCCUGUUAAACGGGUUAAUUACCAGAAGUGAACAUGCUGUUCUCUAUACAUUCAUUCUUCUAUUAUUGCGUUCCAUAUUUUCUGUGAUUUCUAGACCAAGGAGGCUCCUUCAAGAAUCGUAUACUUACAUUCUUGUAUUUUGGUCCUAGAAGUUGGAUGAAGUUUACAAUUUCCUCCCUUUUUUUGCCAAAAAGGGCUACAAAUUCUAAUUAGCGUAGUUUUUUUUUUUUGUCAUAUUGAGUAUGUUUUGCCCACGAAUUCGCCUAGCUUCAAAUUUUUUUAUAUGGUUUUAAUUAUAUUUUAAUAGAUGUUUAUUAAAUUUUAA
This is a messenger RNA of Gossypium arboreum, 2935 nucleotides long. RefSeq names its product kinesin-like protein KIN-14S. Gene Ontology annotation, molecular function: ATP binding; microtubule motor activity; microtubule binding. The transcript has 12 exons. Bases 256 to 2583 code for a protein of 775 amino acids. Gene Ontology annotation, biological process: microtubule-based movement. NCBI's taxonomy places the organism in Eukaryota, Viridiplantae, Streptophyta, Magnoliopsida, Malvales, Malvaceae. The record is from RefSeq and is a predicted model, not a curated record.